Messenger RNA from Cyclopterus lumpus (lumpfish), 1734 nucleotides. It is a transcript of the gene etnppl, whose product is annotated as ethanolamine-phosphate phospho-lyase. Gene Ontology annotation, molecular function: ethanolamine-phosphate phospho-lyase activity; transaminase activity; pyridoxal phosphate binding. The record is from RefSeq and is a predicted model, not a curated record. Bases 72 to 1553 code for a protein of 493 amino acids. Gene Ontology annotation, cellular component: mitochondrion. Lineage: Eukaryota; Metazoa; Chordata; Actinopteri; Perciformes; Cyclopteridae. The transcript is spliced from 13 exons.
GUUAUUUGUGCGCGAGCAGAUGUUGUAAUCAUCGAGUCGGUGCGUCGUGCGUCGAGCUCAACAACAGCGGGAUGUCGGCGGAAACAUUCGUGAAAGGGAAGACGAUAGAGCUGAGGAAGAAGCACAUCGGGCCAUCUUGUAAGAUUUUCUUCAGCCAUGACCCUAUCAAGAUUGUGAAAGCCAAAGGCCAGUACAUGUACGAUGAAAAAGGACGCCGCUAUCUGGAUUGCAUCAACAACGUGGCUCACGUGGGCCACUGUCACCCGGAUGUCGUGAAGGCCGGAGCUCAGCAGAUGGAACUGCUCAACACCAACUCGCGAUUCUUGCACGACAACCUUGUACUGUAUGCCCAGAGGCUGCAGGCCACACUGCCCGACAAGCUUUCUGUGUGCUACUUUGUCAACUCAGGCUCUGAAGCCAACGACCUGGCCCUUCGACUAGCAUGGCAGUACUCUGGACACAAAGACGUCAUCACGUUGGAAAAUGCGUAUCACGGCCAUGUCUCAUCGCUCAUCGCCAUCAGUCCGUAUAAGUUCAUCCAACUGUCAGAUACUGAGCAGAUUCAAUCAGUCCAUGUGGCUCCCAGCCCAGAUGUAUACAGAGGCAAAUACAGAGCAGACCACCCUGACCCUGCCUCAGCAUAUGCAGAUGAAGUCAAAGAUAUGAUACACAGAGUCCAUGAAAAAGGAGGCAAGAUUGCCGCAUUCAUUGCUGAGUCAUUGCAGAGUUGUGGCGGGCAGGUCAUUCCCCCGCCGGGCUAUUUCCAGCAAGUGGCACAGCACGUCCGCCAGGCAGGAGGCGUUUUCAUCGCUGAUGAAGUCCAGGUGGGCUUUGGCCGUGUUGGCACCCACUUCUGGGCCUUCCAGCUUCAGGGAGAGGACUUUGUGCCCGACAUCGUCACCAUGGGAAAGCCUAUUGGCAACGGUCACCCAAUGUCAUGUGUCGUCACAACCAAAGAGGUGGCAGAGUCCUUCAUGGCGUCUGGAAUAGAGUAUUUCAAUACGUUUGGUGGCAACCCGGUGUCGUGUGCCAUCGGCAUGGCCGUCCUAGAUGUGCUCGAGAAAGAGGAUCUCCAGGGUAAUGCACUGCGUGUGGGGAGAUACCUGACCGGUCUGCUGGAAGAGCAGAAAGAGAAGCAUCCACUGGUUGGUGAUAUCAGGUGUCAAGGCCUCUUUGCUGGGGUGGAGCUUGUGAAGGACAGGUUGAAGCUUACUCCUGCUACAGCAGAAGCCCAGGAAGUCAUAUAUAGGCUAAAGGAACAGUGCAUCCUUCUUAGUGCUGACGGGCCGCAUCGCAAUGUGCUCAAAUUGAAGCCCCCCAUGUGCUUCACGAAGGAGGACGCUGACCUGUUGGUGGGGAAACUCGACCACAUUCUCACAGAGCUGGAAGAAGCAUUGGGCUUGAAGUUCCACAAUGCAUUGAGUGUCGAGAAUGAAAGCAGUAAAAGAAAGCAGCCAACUGAUGAAAAUGGCCGCCAGCAUCUCGGUGGUUUAGCACACGGCGGAGGGAGCAGUCAGGAAGAUCCUCAAAUAGCCAAACGCAUCAGGUCAUGACGCUGCCUGCAGACAGAGUCAGAGCCGGGGCAUCGCGCCACUGGUUCCCCCAUAACUACAUGUCUGUUAUGUUUGUUUCUCGUUGUGCAAAACAUUCCCUUAAUUGUGCGCGCUACCACGCUACGUGUAUUCUUAAUUUUAAUUUCUGACAACGAGCACUGAUUUUCAGGGAAGCCAGGUG